AUGGCAGCGAUGGAAUUUCUUCCUAUCUGUGAUAAUUUGUUCAAUGUUAUUUCAUUCUUCACUUAUUUCUGUGAUUGCGUUUUUGAUAUCGUGUUAGGCUAUGCAUUACUAGAACGAGGAAAAAUCAAUUUUUUCAUCACUGUUGUUCUUAUCAUUAGUGGAUCCUUAAUUCUAUCUCAGAUUGUAUCAUUAAAGUGGUACUUGAAAAGGAGAAGUUCAAAUGAGACAGCUUUAGAAUCAAUUGAAGAAGUCGGAUCAAAAUCUAAAAUCUGCAAAUACUCUGUAAUAGGACUUCAUUUUGCACAAUUUGGAAUUUUCUGGCGAUAUGCUAAACUUUUCGUGCCCGUCGAUUUAAGAUUUGUCAAACAUGAAGUGAGAGAUUUAUGCAUUUUAAGAUUGAUUCAUGCUUUCUGUGAAGCUGCGCCGAUGCUUUUAAUUCAAUGUUACAUUCUAAUGACGAUACAAUCGCACGAUGAAAACAAUAUUAAUGCAAUUAAAAUAAAGACACUUGGUGGGCAACUUUCAACUCAUCUUGUUCAGCAAUCAACAAUCGUUCAACAAUACCACCAGAAAAAUUUCAAAGACCUUAACGCAAUUUCAGCUUCCCUUUCAUUAUUUAGUGUAUGCUGGGCUUUAGCCAGUUUUAGUAAAAACGUUCGUGUUCACAAUGUACAUAGAUUUGUGUUGACAUGGUUGGGAGUUAUUUUUCAAUUCUUUUGGAGACUGGGAACAGUAACUUCCAGAGUUUUAUCACUCACAGCUUAUGCAUCAGUCUACAAGAAAUGGAUCUUCCUCGUCAUAAUUCUUCAUUGGAUUUCAAUGUUUCUUUGGUUGAUAUCACCUAAAAAUGCUUUUCAUGGGGAGCAAAUUUCAAGACUUAAAAAAAUCUUGUUGAGUGGUCUGAUUGCAUUCGUUUAUGUGUUUGCAUAUAUCAACCUUCAAGAAGUUAAUCAUAAGCAGAAGAUGACGAUAUUUUACAUCGUUAUGUUUCUUGAAAAUUGUCUUCUGGUUUCUUUAUGGAUGGUGGGAAUUUGGCCAGACAGAGCUGAGAAUUGGUACUUGAUACCGUCAUAUGUGCUUGUAUUAUUUUUUUCUGGAAUAUUUAUCAUGUUCAUUUACUAUAAAUAUUUUCAUAUACGUCGGAUGGGAUAUCAAACUGAAAACAAUUCCAUUGGCAAACUUAAGAAAUGUGUUGCAUAUUCAAAUGUGUGUCGGUGUAAUCGUGUUAACGAAGAUCCCAAAUAUGCAAAUAUUUUUCAUGACAUUUCAUCCUUUCAUCAAAAGAUUGAUGAUGAGUUAAAUGAAGACGAGAAGCUGCAAAAUCCUCCAACAAAUGAACAUUUGAAGGGUAUAUUCAAUUGUAGAUUUUCGAAUCCGGUUAACAAUGCAACAAAGAGAAAAAAGAAAAAACCGACAACGUUUAUUCCACCACCAGUUCUAGCGAUUCCAAGUAAUCCACUGACUAUAAAUAUGAACAUAAACCAAGAAGAAUGUCAAUUAAUUAAGAGUAAAUUGAUAAAUGUCGAUAUUGGACCGAUGUCAAUUCCUUUUUGGCGCCAGCCUUUGCCACGAAACAGCAUGACGGGUGGAUCAAGCGAGACCGAAGGGAGUGUUGCAUCUUCAAGAAUCAACAUUCAACUGAAACUUCAAGAGAAGAAACAAAAGCAGUUGGCAGAACUGAAAAUAAUUGAAGAAGAAAUAAAGCAAGGAAAGCUGAGCCGACAGAAAAUGAAUGGAGUUGAUUCGUACGAUAAUGACGAUAACGGAAAGGUUUCACUUUUACCUCGACAACCAGCACCACGCUCAAAAAAACAUAUCAAUAUAGAAACAAUUGACUUCAGAGGGAACUCAUCAGCAUCGGAAAACGGAAACAUGAAUAAUAUUCUGCAUCAGCUUCAAGUAACUGAGAAUAUGCGAUAUAACAAUUUUUCACAAAAUGGUGUUAUGGCAGUGAUGGGACUUUCUAACGAAACUCUCACGAGUAUAAAUAUUGGUGAAAAGUCAAUAAAUAAAAAGCAACCAUCUGCAUCAUCCACUAUGACAAGUACAACGUCAGAGAAUGAUUCAAUAACUCGUCAAAUGGUAGCAUCAAGAAAUCUCAACAAAAUAAAAAAUGGCAACAAUCUCAAUAUCCAAACGCAUUCAAGUCCAUGCAUGGGAAGUCCAAUUUGUCAUUAUGAUCCUCGUCAUAGCACUUAUAAUAGUCUAGAAGGUAAAAAUAAAAGUGAAACUCAACGUUCCUCGAAUAGUAAAAACGAGCAUGUCAGUAACAAUAACAUCAACACAAGUAGCAUUGAAAAAGAAAAGAAUCUUGCAUCGCAAUUAAUUAAACGACAAAUGCAGCGUGGAAAUACGCCGGAAAUUCUUCUUUCUCCUAAUCAUCUUGAUCGCAAUGUUCAUUAUUAUCAACAUUUAAGUACAACAGGUCCCAUGGUUCCCGUGAGGAGUAUGGGAAAUAAUAGUUAUAUUAAGUGUAAGAAUGGGUUUGAAAGAGCAAUGAACCUUCAUGACGAUGAUGACGAUGAUGAUGAUGGGGAUGAUUCAGAAAAUGUGUCAUCGGAUAUUGACAGUCAGAUGUCACUUCCGCGAUCCUACACACUUCCACGUGAAUUCAAGUUCAAUAGAGAUGGAAAAAAAGUCACUAGAAAUGAAAAUUUUGUAAUUAGUACCAACAGUAGCGACGGUGACGUGGAUAGCUGUGAUGAUAACGAGUUUGAAGAAGGAGAUAAAACUACAAUUAACCAAAGAAUGAAAAAUCGAAGAACAAACAACCUGAAUAAAAAUCGUCUGCAAUUGAAUAGUACGUUCAGCAAUAUCAAUCCGAACAUAACAUCUGUUAAACACCAUCAAAAUUCGUAUGAAACGCGUACUGGAAAUUUCAAAGUCAACAAUCUUGAUCUUUUAAAUGGAUGCAUUGACAGUCGUUUCGAUUCAGCGAAUCUCCAUGGUGCCUCAACGUCACGACAAAACCGUUCAAGAAUGACUCAUUUCUAGAUUUUUGAAGCUUUGUUUAGUAUUAAAGCUUUCGCUACAUUUUUGUUCUGUGCCAAUCUUAAAACUCAACUUUGUUUUACUGUUAUUCAUGUGUAAGUGAUUAAGUUUCUUUCAGAUUUCUGUUCUUUAAAGGUGCUUAGAAUAAUCUGGAAACGAAAUGACAUAAAAAAUAAUUUAUCACCUAAAUACAAAAGUUGAGUUUCUACAAUUUUCAAUAUAUUUAUUACAUUUACUUUAUCAAUUUUAUGGAAUUAAGAGUAAAGUAACCUGUAGAUCAAUUUUUAAUUUUUUAUACAAUUAAAUUAUAUUUUAUAUAAGUAAAUAAAUAUUCCAUAAUAAUUGCAUGUAUUUAAUAUAAUUUCAAUGGAUUUUUCCAUUUUCUAAUAAUUUAUCUACAAUAAAAAUUUAUUUUCUAUGUUUAAUUUUUU
Clunio marinus is the source of this 3422-nucleotide messenger RNA. The record is from the annotation of a GenBank genome assembly. NCBI's taxonomy places the organism in Eukaryota, Metazoa, Arthropoda, Insecta, Diptera, Chironomidae.